AUGGCGACACUAUUCGGCAGCCUCCCAUCGGCUGCGAUGCGUAAUCGAGGCCGGAGUACGGCACUUGUGAGUUCGACUGGGAACAGUAAAGAGCGUUCAUUACAGUGGGUGUAUGACGACGAGACGAGCAAUUGUAUGCAUUGCAAUACGCCCUUUACAGUGAUCACUCGCAAACAUCAUUGUCGACGCUGUGGCAACGUUGUGUGUCAUAAUUGUUCACCCCACAACCGCCGUAUUUCAUCCACGGACCCAUUUCCAAUGCGGGUUUGCAAUACGUGUUACGCUGCAGUAGAUGAACACUUUGCAUCGCUGGAAUGGUCGGGCCACUCGUCAGCAGAGAUUGAGAGCAAACCCGACCCAGUUAUUGAAGGACGGGUGCAUAUUGGACAACUGUAUGUGAAAGUGGUGGAGGCAAUUGGACUGCCGUCGACAGACUCGAUAACAAGUGACCCAUUUGUACGCCUGAGGCUGACGGGCAAAUGGUCGCAUGGACAGGAAUGGGGAAACGACUUGAGGAACAUCAAGUGCACGAAGAAGAAGUCGCGCACGCUUAACCCACGCUGGCAUGAAACGUUCGUGUUCAAUGUGUGUGCACCUGGAGCUGAGCUGGUGUUCGAGGUGUACAACUACGGUCAACUGAGUCAACCUACGAAGCUGGGCGAGGCUACUAUUCCACUUUCGCAGAUUAUGGACCAGCGACGACAUAACAAGUGGCUGGAUCUAUUGCUGCCGGAAAAGCUUCAUCGCGCAGGACUUAAUAAUGAUGCGCGAGCAGGACGCAUUCACAUCCUGCUUCACUACAAGUUUUCACGAAUGGCAGAAUUCUGCAGCUACUUUUCGUCGGAGCAGGACUAUGUCUACGAAUGGCCAGAGUUUCAAGCAGCACAACUGUACAGCAAUUUCUGGGUGCUGUUGGAUAACCUCUGGCCGUAUCUAGAGGUGAUAUGGCAAAUAUUGCCAACCCUCAACUGGGAGCACCCGACGCACUCGUUCAUGUGCUUUGCACUUUGCGUAUGGUUGUGCCUCUCGCUGCAAUGGCUACCGGUAGUCUUCCAUCUCGCUCUCAUUGCGUUCGUACUCCGCAACUACUUCGAGGUGAACUUCCACUCGUUCGCAGCUGCAGGCGAGAAUAAGGAUCAGCCCGGUAGUGCAAACGCAAAUCUAGACAAUGACAUGAGCAAUGGCUCGUUUCGCCAAUAUAACCUUCCAUCGGGUUUCAACCACUUGAUGAACAAGAUGACUCACGUUACUAUCGACCAAGAGACGAAGCGAACAUUGCAGUCCGUGCAGAACAACAUGGCUUGGUGGUCGAGUAUCAUUAACAACCUUGAGCUCAUGUUCUCGUGGGAAGACACGUUUUAUACGGCUCGCAUACUGCUCUACCUCAUCGUGAGCUGUGUGCUGCACAUCGUAAUUCCCAACAAGUACCUGCUGCUAGCACUCAUGGUGUAUCUCUUCAUCCAGUGGACAGUGCCAUUUAUGUGGCUCAAGCACUUUAUCUCCGCUAUCCGCCAGUCCAUUCGUUCCGUAGUGCAUCAACACCAACUUCGGAGCACAAUGGCACAGGCCGAUUUAAACGCAAGACUGUCUGGUGGUCUUAUCCAACCUGAUCCGUCACGAACCAUGCGUCGCACUGUCUCAAACGCCAGUACUCGAGCACGCGCUCGUGUAUCGAAGAAAGAGGAAGCUUUUGGUGCUGCAGCGUCGGCCAUUUCAGAGAGAUUCGUUGUCUCUGGAGAACCCAGCAGCACUUAUAAGAGGAAAUGA
Peronospora farinosa is the source of this 1767-nucleotide messenger RNA. The record is from the annotation of a GenBank genome assembly. Lineage: Eukaryota; Oomycota; Peronosporomycetes; Peronosporales; Peronosporaceae.